Molecule: messenger RNA, 158 nt
Organism: Symbiodinium sp. CCMP2592
Lineage: Eukaryota; Dinophyceae; Suessiales; Symbiodiniaceae
Source: the annotation of a GenBank genome assembly
GAAUUUAUCCUUCUCUUGGUCCUGGUGAGCAGCCAAACCUUCGUUGGGGAAAACGUUCCGGUUUGGGAUGUGGUUGAUCUCUUUUGUGGUGUGGCUCGCAUCAGCAAGCUUGCGAGCAGGGCCGGGUAUCAGGUGGCAUCCGUGGAUAUCGGCCUCAU